AUGCUUCGCCAGCCUUGGCGUCGGGUUGCACAGGGUCCGAACGCCGAGACCAUCUGGUUUACGGGGCGGGCCGGUGCAUCUGUUCGGGCAUCCACUUGGCGGAACACAACUCGAUCAUUUGUGUUGCCAAGCUGUUCUGGACCUUUGAGUUCCUCGAACCCCGCCGGCAACGACAAUCAUAUUCCAGCUCACUCCGGCGCUAGUGAAGGAUUUCUUCAUUGCCCCGAGGCUUAUGACUGUGUCAUUCGUCUUCGCCCUCCAGAGAAGUGGGACAUGAUUAUGUGGGAAUUUGCCGAGGCGCAAGAGGGUUUCACUGGAAUUGAUUAG
Molecule: messenger RNA, 327 nt
Organism: Penicillium crustosum
Lineage: Eukaryota; Fungi; Ascomycota; Eurotiomycetes; Eurotiales; Aspergillaceae
Product: Cytochrome P450
Exons: 1
Coding region: 1-327 (108 amino acids)
Source: RefSeq, a predicted model, not a curated record